UCUAAAUAUAAAUAAAAUGUAUAGCUAUAUCUAAUGCCUAAUGAUUUUGUAUUCAUCAAUAAAUAUAAAACAUAAACUAAGUGAAAUGCCCACAAUAAAUUAAUUAGAAAAAGAAAAGGAAAGAAAGUAUUUUUCAGCGAUCACUGGAAAAAAAGAACACACAGCCCUCAUUAUGACCAAUUUCACCAGCAUCAACUCCACCGCUCCGCCGCCAUCCACGGCGGCGCAUGCGCAUCCACACAGCUCCUACAUGUCGCCUCUACCAGGCGUCCUCUGCCUAGUGGCGCUCAUCGCAAUCCCCGUGAUUUCAUACACCUUCUUCAUGGCAAUAAGGUGCCCUCGGCGGGGGCCAGCAGCGCCGCGGCCCGCGGCGGAGGGCGGAUACAAAUCAGGGAGGAUGGAGCUGGUGUGCGGCGUGAAGUACAGGAAGACGGCGGCAAGCGGCGGGGAGCCGUGCCCGGUGUGCCUGUCGGUGUUGGCGGAAGGAGAGGAGAUAAGGCAGCUGAGCGCGUGCAAGCACGCGUUCCACGCCGCGUGCGUCGACGUGUGGCUCUACUCCCACUCGAGCUGCCCCGUCUGUCGCGCCACUGUGCCGGUGAAGCGGGCUCUCACCGCCGGCGAGGAUGAUUUCCACCAUGGCUUGCCUGAUGCUGCUACUUUGAUUUGAUUUCAUUUCAUCUCUCUCGCUACAAUCUCGUCGGAAUCAAUGAUUUUCACCUCCUCCCUUUUUUCCCCCUAAGAUUAAUUAUUUGUUUUGGUUUAAUUUCUGGGCUUGUUCGAAAAUUUGGCUGCCCAAAUCCAAGUUUUAGUGCAAUGUGGACUGCGGAGAUGUGUUUUUAGGUGUACAAAUAAAUUUUUGGGCAAA
Salvia miltiorrhiza (redroot sage) is the source of this 865-nucleotide messenger RNA. RefSeq names its product RING-H2 finger protein ATL33-like. Gene Ontology annotation, biological process: protein ubiquitination. The record is from RefSeq and is a predicted model, not a curated record. The transcript has a single exon. Lineage: Eukaryota; Viridiplantae; Streptophyta; Magnoliopsida; Lamiales; Lamiaceae. Bases 173 to 667 code for a protein of 164 amino acids.